ACCUUUUCAUUUUUAAUAAAAUAAAAUUACUAUUUGUGUUUUGGUAAAAAUUUUUUUAAAUCAGCAAAUUCCAUAAAAGAUAUGAUUGUUAAUUGAAAGGAAACUAAUUACGAAGUGAGAUCCAAUGUUUUCAAGUUUAUCAUACUUGAAGAAACAUACUCCAGAAAAUGGAACUGAUCGUGAAAGUUAUUUAUCGGUAUUAGUGGAUGAAUAUUUAAAUUCAAAUUCUGUUGAUGCUAAAUGCCAAGUACUUGCAAAUUUGGCUAAUUUUGCUUAUGACCCGAUCAAUUACGUAUUUAUCCGCGAUGUUGGUGUUUAUGACAUCUUUUUAUAUGUUAUAAAAAAUGAAGCUAACUCCCAAUUGCUACAUUUUGCAGCAGCUGGGAUUUGCAAUUUAUGUUCAGAUCCCCUGAAUGUUGACUAUUUGAUGAAACAUGAUGGAGUCAAACCUCUGGAAAAUUUGUUGACGUCAACACACAGUGAGACUGUUGCAGAUGUCAUAACUACAUUUAUACAGAUUUAUAACAAUACAUCAAUUUCAAAUGAUUCCCAGGUUAUUCGUCAAAUUGAAACAUUAAAAACAUCAGAAUAUAGAGUAAUAUCAAAUCUCGCACAUAUAUUUUUAGAGACCCAGAAAAAGUCAUGAACAGGAUGCUGUCAAACAGGUUUCCCUACAUUGCAGUCAAUAAUAAAAACUACCAAAAAAUAUGUAAAUUACACACAACAUCAUUUAGCCGAGCAGCAUUUAAAGCUGGUGACAAAAUAAGAAUACAAAAAACCUUAACCCAAAA
Messenger RNA from Pieris brassicae (large cabbage white), 791 nucleotides. RefSeq names its product armadillo repeat-containing protein 7. The record is from RefSeq and is a predicted model, not a curated record. Bases 125 to 646 code for a protein of 173 amino acids. NCBI's taxonomy places the organism in Eukaryota, Metazoa, Arthropoda, Insecta, Lepidoptera, Pieridae. The transcript is spliced from 3 exons.